GGGGGAAGACGGAUAGAGGGAUGGAAAAAGGCAGGGAUGAAGAGGCAAAACAAGCACUGAAUACAAAUGAGCUGACACACAUAAUGCUCUCCCUCCCUCCGUUUCCCUCUCUCUCUCUUUCUGCUCUCGAUCACUGUCUCCCUCACACCGUUUCUUCCCUCUUGCACACGUUCUUGCGCUCUCCGGCUCCUCUCGGCGUCCUCUCUGCUGGAUCAAUGGAGUGCAGGAGGUGAUUUCAGCCCCUUGAUUUAUUAGUCACCCCUGGUUGCUGGAACAAGCCAAUUAAAGAGGAUUCCGAGUGUGUGCUCCUGAGACGGAGACGAUCCUGAGACGGAGACGAUACUCUUCUGCUGCUCCCUCACGCUUUUACUGUGGACCAGGAGGCAGCGAGGAGAAGAGGGUUGCAGGGUGGCGUGGAGGGGUGGUGGUGGGUUUCUUGGACGAGGAGGAGAAGAAGGACGUAACGAGGGACAAUUUCACGCCACUUUAGCAUCAUUUGUUCUGUCAUGGCCAGGACAUAGGACUCCACAGCAAACAUCAGCUUGGCGGCAAGGUACCCAAGCUUUUGUUCUUCUUUCUGGGUUGAGGCCUGUGAAUCGUCUAGAAACAGAGGUUAAGGGAAGUGACGGCUGGGCCGGGUCAACAGGGAGGGAUGGCGCUGGAGGAGAAGCCUGGUGUAAAGAGCAGCAGCUCCAUCGUUCCCUGCUUCCUGUUUGUGGAGCUGGUGAUCAUGGCUGGGACGGUGCUGCUGGCUUACUACUUCGAGUACACGGACACCUUCCCCGUCCACAUCCAGGGCUUCUUCUGCUACGACAAGAGCUUCUCUAAGCCCUACCCCGGUCCGGACGACGCCAGCAAGAUCCCGCCGGUGCUCAUCUACUCGCUCGUGACAGCCGUCCCCACGGUCACGAUUCUUGUUGGGGAACUUUGUGCGUUCUUCACCAAGGCAGAGGGAACCCAGGAAAAGACCAUAGUCACCGCAGACUGCUGCUACUUCAACCCCCUGCUAAGGCGCAUUGUACGCUUCUUAGGAGUGUACGCCUUCGGCUUGUUCACCACUGCCAUUUUCGCCAACGCCGGCCAGGUGGUGACAGGAAACCAGACGCCUCAUUUCCUGUCCGCCUGCCGACCGAACUACACCGCGUUGGGCUGCCAGUCGACCAUGCAGUACAUCACCGAGCGCCGCGCCUGCACGGGCAACCCGCUGAUUGUCAUGUCUGCGCGUAAAUCCUUCCCGUCUAAGGACGCAGCGCUCAGCGUGUACUCUGCCUUGUACACAGUGAUGUAUGUGACACUGGUGUUUAAAACCAAAGGCACCCGGCUCACCAAGCCCACCAUCAGCCUCACUCUGCUGUGCCUGGCCGUGCUGGUGGGAGUGGUGAGGGUCGCCGAGUACCGCAACCACUGGGCUGACGUGCUGGCUGGAUUCUUCACCGGUGGCGCCAUCGCUGUGUUCUUGGUAACUUGUGUCAUUAACAACUUCCAACAGUUUCAGCCAAGCCCGCCUCCGCUGCGACCCCAACGUCCUGAAUCCAUGCUGGGCAUGCCCAUGGUGACACUGCCUUGUGUGGAAAGUCCACUCGAAAAACCCCGCGGGAAUCUCCAUUCACAGAGAUCACAUGACCAUCAGCCCUAUCGGUUCCCCGCCACCCCCGAUGUCCUCGUACAGUCUCGCUCCAUUUCCAGCGAAGUCUAGACCAGCCGGAGCAGCAGCACUCGCCACACUGCGCGGCCCACGGGUCGGGUCGGAGCACCAUGCUGCAUCGCUCCUAUUCCACGCAGGUCUAGGCCCAGCAGACAUUGACCCCUCCCCCUUCCACGCCCCAUAGACUUCCUUAAAUGCCGGGGAACCGAUAGGCAAACUAUUUCAGACUUCUUUCUCAAAAUACUGUGAACAAUCAGCGGAGAGUCACCCAUCUCUCUUGAGUGAUUCAUUUUUACAUUCUUUUGUAUCAAAUCAGUCGCAAUGGAUUUCUUCUGCUUUGACUUAAGAGAUUUUUGUACCGCUAAGUUCAGACCUGUGGAACAAGAGGCGGGAUCUGACAGCCAGUGGGGGGAUGACCUCCGCCACAUUGGACCAAAGACACUCGCUGCAGGCAAUGUGUCGAAAUCUGUUAAAAACACCUUUUUACCGAGCCACACACUCAAAAUAAUCAUAAGCUGCGUUUCCAUUAACCCUAUAAUUGCACAAUUUGACAUUUCUGAAAAACACAUUUUUCAAUGAAAGCGGUGCUAUAUGCUAUUGAAUCAUGGGGUGUACUUAGAUUUGUCUAUGACUAUGUUAGCAAUCAAAUGCACUUUCUUUUUUCAUAACUGCAUACCGCAAAUGGUUUUGAUUUUAAAGUCCCAUUUUAGGUUCUUAACUGUUUAACAAUUUAACAGGUGUCGGUAUUUCAUCACUUUAACUUUUAAUAGCGUAGUUGCCGAAAGUCAUAUUUAGGCCAAAUUGGGAUAUCUGCGUAAUACUGACCUCUUUACCUUGCUACGUCAAAAUACAUUUGCUUAAUGGAAACAUGCUAAUUUUGAAAAAACUUGUUUUUCAAAAUUUCUGUCACUAAA
Molecule: messenger RNA, 2559 nt
Organism: Xiphophorus maculatus (southern platyfish)
Lineage: Eukaryota; Metazoa; Chordata; Actinopteri; Cyprinodontiformes; Poeciliidae
Gene: plppr2a
Product: phospholipid phosphatase-related protein type 5-like
Exons: 9
Coding region: 653-1696 (347 amino acids)
Biological process (GO): phospholipid metabolic process; signal transduction; phospholipid dephosphorylation
Molecular function (GO): phosphatidate phosphatase activity
Source: RefSeq, a predicted model, not a curated record